Molecule: messenger RNA, 1483 nt
Organism: Triticum dicoccoides
Lineage: Eukaryota; Viridiplantae; Streptophyta; Magnoliopsida; Poales; Poaceae
Exons: 6
Coding region: 449-886 (145 amino acids)
Source: RefSeq, a predicted model, not a curated record
CAACGCUCGCACAGAAAGAAAAAACGCUGGUAGGUCAUCCCUCGCACAGAACGAUUCUUUUUCUCUCCCUCUCUCACUUUCCACCCCAACCUAGGGUUGCCGCCGCCGCCGCCGCCCCCGCCCCCAUCGCUUCUCUAGCGCUGCCCAUCAGAGGACGGCCGUUUCUCCGCUGCUUCUUCUCUCGCCCUGCUCCAUCCCGACCAGCGCCACCGCCGCCCCUUUUCUCUCGUCUACGGGCGAGCCGUCACCCGUGAGGUGAGACGUCGUCUCCCGGCCAGGACAUAGCGGCAGAGAGGAGCAAGGAAGCAGCAGGGGAAGUCCAAUUGGAAAAGUUAGUGGCGCUACAGAUUUCUUGCUCCCUUGGUCGACGGGGAUGCGGUUUUCGUUGGUGGUGGUGGGAGGGGAACAUGCGUGGCGGUGACGGGAGGACCAUCAGAAGAAGAGGAGGAUGGGGAACAGGGGAGGAGGCCAAGCGGGGAGGAGAGACGUGAAGCAUUCAUUUGCUGCCGUUUCUCCAGAUCCAGAGCAAAUAUGGGAGCUCCAGCAAGGCCUUGGUUCUGAUGUUGCAACCAAUGAGCCUUUGCUCAGGAAAGAUGCUUCUAAGCCAUCUGAUAUGAGCGAUGUUUCACCACAAUGUUCUGUACAUUCAGUCCACCUCACCCUCCUUCACUCGUGCCGGCAUGCCGCCCUCCAUGGUAGAAAUUCCUGUAGCGAGCACCAUCUCAUAUGCUGCUGCUCACAGACCCAGUAUCCUCAUGGCAUGUCAACAUCACCGAGAGAAGCAUGCAGGAAGAAUUGCAAUACUUCACCACUACCCUUGAUCUUUACUAAAAAUAUAAUGUGCCAUCGACUCAUUAGGAAAUGCUGGCGAUUUGAGAUAUCUUGAUCUCCAACAGUAAAUAGUAUGCAUCAAGUGAUGUCAUUGAUACUAUCAAACAGGCUUUUGGUUGUUCACCGCAGAUCAUCUGCAAGAAGGGUUCAGUUCAGGAACUAAGGUUAUGCGUCACCAAUGAUUUGAAGUUGAGUUAUCUUUUGUCCUUGGACAGGCCUCCUUGUGAGAACACAACUUCACUGCUUUAAGAAUAAUGUUGUCAUGAGUCAAAACCUUUCUAAAUGAUGUCCAACAUGCAGGCCGAUAGGAAUCCUCAAUGUUUGCCUUGAAGAACUAUUAAUGUGAUCUUGAUUACCGUAAUGCACUGUUCUUAACAAUGAUUACCAACAACAACACCAUUUUAAAUAUUAAAUAUGAAAACUAAUGACAAACUGGUAUGGUGAGAAAGCUUGAAAGAGAGAAGGACAUGCAAAGAAGAUUUGAGCAAACAUGAAAAAUAUAGAGGAUAAAUAUCGAGGAUCGAAUCCUGCUUGGAAUCACUUCAUGCAAGGUGUUUUCAUGUUUUGCAAUCAUACCUUCACAAUAUAUGUAAUAGGUAAUAUGUGGUCAAAAGGGUGUUCGCAAGGUGUAUGGUGUUUUCAUGUUGGAGGU